AGGGAUGCUGCAAUUCCCCUCCUCGCUCCUCAAGUCGUACGUGCUCAUUCGGCCGACCACCGGAGUUCUAUCCGCUUUAGCCCGGGCGACGUGAGAGACGAUCAUUCCGUGAUGAGGAACAUGCGCAAGAGGCCGGCAACCUGACGAGUGUGUCCCGGGGACUCAAGGAUCGAGAAUGACAAAGUGAUCGAACAUGCGGGAGGGACGACUGUUCGGGACGACUAGUGCAACCCGGACACAGAGUCAGGGCCAGCACGUUGCCGGAGCCCUCUCCUGUCCCCUUCGAGACGACCAAAUAAAGGCUGUCAGCACCCGCGCCAAUGUUUCUCCAUCAGUGCGGCCGUGGUCAAGCAUACAGUAUUAUCCGACAAUCUAUCGGAUUCGCGACAGGCGAGUGAUGGAUAGGCGGCCGCGGCGAGCGAGUGAAGCCACAACCUUUCAAUUGCCGUGCUUUGUACGAUCAAAGACCGCCCCGCGGCCAAUGGUACGGAGCCUGACGCAUUCGGUGAAGGCGAUGUAUGUAAUAGUGCCCUUCUAGUGCAAUGAAAGACAGUACGAUGAUCGGGGCCACGACCUCGUAUCGGAGACGGCAGAUGAUUCACCAUGAGCGGCUAUUGGCCGAUCAGACCGGCUAUUGAACAAUGUCAGAUAUUAUUGAUGCA
Molecule: messenger RNA, 662 nt
Organism: Dissoconium aciculare CBS 342.82
Lineage: Eukaryota; Fungi; Ascomycota; Dothideomycetes; Mycosphaerellales; Dissoconiaceae
Exons: 1
Coding region: 194-538 (114 amino acids)
Source: RefSeq, a predicted model, not a curated record